This is a messenger RNA of Eremothecium gossypii ATCC 10895, 657 nucleotides long. RefSeq names its product Erp1p (gene ERP1). NCBI's taxonomy places the organism in Eukaryota, Fungi, Ascomycota, Saccharomycetes, Saccharomycetales, Saccharomycetaceae. Gene Ontology annotation, biological process: Golgi organization; endoplasmic reticulum to Golgi vesicle-mediated transport; intracellular protein transport. The record is from RefSeq and is marked provisional. The transcript has a single exon. The coding region runs from base 1 to 657 and encodes 218 amino acids. Gene Ontology annotation, cellular component: endoplasmic reticulum; endoplasmic reticulum-Golgi intermediate compartment; Golgi apparatus.
AUGAACUUGAAGACAUUUUUACAGGUACUGGUGCUCGGCAUGUUGCCGUUGCAGGUCAGUGGGUUCUACUUCUAUGUCAAUGGUGGAGACCGUAAGUGCUUCCACAGUGAAUUAAUGAAAGAUGCGGUUUUGAACCUGAAGUACAACGUGCAAUCGUACGACUCCCAGUCUGGAACGUACCGGGACAUGCGGGACGGUGAACUAAUGAUGAUGAUCGACAUAGAGGAGGUGUUUGACGACAACCACCGUGUUAUGCACCAGAAAUUGCCGGCGUACGGUACAACUACGUUCAACGCGGUUGACUCUGGCGAGCACAAGGUUUGCGUUCAGCCGCAGUUCCAGGGGUGGAUGGCGCGCACCAAGACAAAGAUCACGCUUGACUUUGAGAUCGGAUCGGACCUACUGCUGGAUCCCAAGAAGAAGGACAAGCUGCAGUACCUGCAUUCGCGCGUGCUACAGCUCGGCGAGAAGGUGAAGGCGAUCCGCAACGAGCAGCGGUUGGUGCGUGAGAGGGAGGCCCAAUUCCGCGAUGCGUCCGAGAGCGCCAAUUCGUGGGUUGUAUGGUGUGCGGUCAUGACGUUGUUUGUGCUUGGCGGCACAUGCUUCUGGCAGGUCAACCACCUGCGCACCUUCUUCAUGAAACAGAAAGUGUUGUAA